Molecule: messenger RNA, 1882 nt
Organism: Aphanomyces astaci
Lineage: Eukaryota; Oomycota; Saprolegniomycetes; Saprolegniales; Verrucalvaceae
Exons: 20
Coding region: 20-1627 (535 amino acids)
Cellular component (GO): membrane; endomembrane system
Source: RefSeq, a predicted model, not a curated record
GUAACAUUGUCGGGACAUCAUGGCAGCGUCAUCAUGGAACCCGUUCAAGUGGAUCACGGUCACGUCCGUGUCCAUCGCCGUAUUUGCGGCGUACUUUGCCUUUACUGCGUCCCAGAUCUACGGCAUCAUGUUUCCCACGUGGGACUUGAAUCCAGGCGACUUGUUCCUCGGUCCACUGUGGAAGGAAGGGCAAGUCAUGGACGGCGAGUGCUACAUAUCCCCGCGGCCCAACUGGGUGGCGUCGGACUUCACCAGCUCGCGCGUGUCGUUUAUGGGACACUUCAACGACCUGUCGUUCGAUUCCAACACCAACGCCGAGGCCAUCGAGUUUAACAUUUCCAGCUCGGCCAACGACACCACGUCCUUGAACGCACACAUGUGGUCCCGCCUUCGCCACAACGAAACCGUGUACCUGCAUGUGCAUCUCACGCAACGUGGCGCGUCGCCGAAUCCAAACAAACCCAACUACCACAAGCUUCUGACGCUGCAUCAAGUGACCCCGCUGACCAAGUUUGCCCCACGUCGCAACGUUCAAAAUGCGACGCGGUUGCUGGAUGCAUUUUGGAACGGCGGCCCUCCAGAUGACGCGCCGAGUCCUGCGACAGAGGAAGACCCGGCACUCUCUGCGGACGUCGUGUCGUACUGGAAGCCCGACAUGGCCGUUCGAUUCGUCACGUGUUUCAAGAAAUUCCCACUAGCAGAGAUUCCGCAAUUAGUGUUCAACAACCUUCGCAUGGAGAACAUUGAAAACGAAGGCUGGAAGUACAUGCCAGUGCUGUACGUGGAUGAGAUGGGCAUGACAAGCGAGAAGCUCAUUCCGUUGAAUCGUUCCGUGUCGACCCUACCACUCAAAUUGAGCUUUGAACCGAUGUCGUAUGCACGGUGGCAAAUGAUGAUGACGUUUGAAAAUGCCUUGAAACAACAAAAGGACUUGGGAUUUGGAGAAGACGAAAUCGACAACAUGCGCUUGAUGAUUGCGGAGACGAAUCCGUAUUUACUGACCGUGACCAUGGCCGUGUCGAUGCUGCACAUUCUAUUUGACUGGUUGGCGUUUAAGAGCGAUAUUUCGUUUUGGCAGAAAAACGAGAGCUUGGUUGGCAUUUCUAUUUGGAGCAUGGUGUCGUCCUUGGUGUCUCAGACCAUCGUAUUCCUAUACUUGAUCGAGCAACAUACGACGCUGCUGAUUGUCGUGCCGAGUGGUAUCUCGAUUGUAAUUCAAUUGUGGAAACUCGGGAGGGCCACUCGGCCCAAGGUAUCGCUGUCGUGGACGACGCUGGUGAAAAUCGAGUUUACAAGGACGGAUAUGUCGUCUGCGUCCAAUGAUAUCGACAAAGUUGCCAUGACGUACAUGGGGUAUACAUUGUAUCCGAUGCUGGUGGGGUAUUCCGUGUAUUCUUUGCUUCACAAAGACCACACGAGUUUCUACAGCUGGAUUUUGGGCAGCCUCACUGGCAGUGUGUAUGCUUUCGGCUUUAUCAUGAUGACCCCACAGUUGUACCUCAACUAUCGACUGAAAAGCGUGGCGCACUUGCCUUGGCGGUUUUUGAUUUAUCGUGCACUGAACACGUUCAUCGAUGACCUGUUUGCGUUUGUGAUUCACAUGCCCACGAUGCACCGCAUCAGGUAAACUCGUGGCCGAGGCGUCUCGUGACUCUUUUUAUGUCGUAUGUACGUACGCAGCUGCUUUCGCGACGACAUCAUUUUCUUCAUCUACUUGUAUCAACGGUGGAUUUACCCUGUGGAUACGUCACGUCGACACGAAGACGAGCAGGAACAAGAAGGCGACAAGCAACCAGCCCACGAGCACAACGACUAGAAACCAGCCUCUUGUCAAGUAAUCCAUCCAUUUUUCGAUAAUAAAUAAUCCUGUCAGCGUGUUAUA